Messenger RNA from Microdochium trichocladiopsis, 1884 nucleotides. RefSeq names its product acyl transferase/acyl hydrolase/lysophospholipase. Bases 1 to 1833 code for a protein of 610 amino acids. Gene Ontology annotation, cellular component: fatty acid synthase complex. Gene Ontology annotation, biological process: long-chain fatty acid biosynthetic process. The record is from RefSeq and is a predicted model, not a curated record. Gene Ontology annotation, molecular function: transferase activity. Lineage: Eukaryota; Fungi; Ascomycota; Sordariomycetes; Xylariales; Microdochiaceae. The transcript has a single exon.
AUGGCACGCCUUGACACUCCUCCACCAGAGGGUGGUGAAAUUCCUUUGACGGAAUCAGACGGUACACGAACUCGAAGAUGGAUCACUAGUGUAUCGACACGAAGGGACGCAAAGCUCCAGCCAGUGUUCGACAAGCCAGAUAAUUCGGAGUCGGAAACUCACCAGGAUCCAAUUACACCGCCAGGCUCGACAUCGCCCUGGAUCGAUAACGAUGUAGAGUUUAUCGCAUUACUGCGGCGAGCUCUUCGAGACUGUGACCAGCGAUGUCAUAGCAUUGGCAGCACGAAUAGCGAAACAGAAGUCUCUUGCCAGCAAGCUGCACUAAGAACACUGAUGACUGAGAUCGAUGACGACCUGCUCCUCAACAGGGACAUCCGUACCGUCACAUCCACAUUGUCGAUUCCAGACGAAGAAAAAGCGAACAUUGUGCAGUUGUACUGCAAUGCCUGGCGUGCGACCAAUGUUGACAUUGCUGCACAGCAUGAUGCAAUGGUUCCAAUGGGGGCGCACGAAGGGCAACCGCACGACACGGCUUCAACUUGUGCUGUAUUUGGUGGCCAAGGUCUGCGAUGCGACUGCCUUCAGGAGCUUCGAGACAUGGCGCGAAACUAUGCCACCCUCGUCGAGGACUUGCUGCGAGAUUCCUCCAGGCUGCUGGCGGGACUUUCGGCUACCGAUGCGACCACCCGACAAUACUUCCGCCAAGGCUUCGACGUUGCAUCAUGGCUUGAGCAUCCGGAGCAGGCCCCGGAUGACCAAUACCUCAGAGCGGCACCGGUAAGCGCACCGCUCAUCGGUCUGGUGCAGCUGACUCGAUACGCGAUUGCCUGCAAGACGCUCGGCGUGACCCCUGGACAGUUCUGCGCCCAACUGUCCGCAACGACAGGCCACUCCCAAGGCAUCAUCACUGCGGCAGCGAUAGCAAGCGCCACCGACUGGCCUUCAUACCACCAAGCGAUGCAGACUGCACUGACUACACUCUUCUGGAUCGGUAUGCGAACGCAGCAAGUCUGGAACUCUGCUGGGGGCUGCUCACCAGUGUCUGCUGCCAUGCAACAGGACGCUCUCGAUCACGACGAGCGUGCGCCAUCGCCGAUGCUCAACAUCAAGGGCCUCACUCGCGCGGCUCUGCAGGAAUGUCUGCAUGCCACCAAUCGUUACCUUGGGACCCCCAGAACGGGUGGCGACAAGGAUCAGGCAGCCCCCGGGCUGAAGAUAUGCAUGGUCAACGGACCGCGGCACUUUGUAGUCUCGGGCCGCCCGCACCAUCUUUAUGGGCUGAACCUACAGAUACGGAAGGUGAAACGACUCCAAGCACACGGCGAAGCUAGGGGGCAAGCGGGGAAUACUCUGGCCAUCACGAGCAAGUUCCUGGACGUCAGCGUCCCGUUCCAUAGCACAGCCGUCGCGGCAGCAGUGGCCCUGGUUCUGCGGGACAUUGAAAAUCUGCAUCUUCUCAGGGCUGCGCUGAGGAUCCCUGUUAUCGGUCCCGAAGAGGCUGCAGAUCUCCGCGCGUCACCUUACGAUGGAGCCAAUAACGUCCUUCCACAGCUCGUAAAGCUCGUGGUGAGCAAGACCGUGGAUUGGGAUAUGACGCUUCAGGUCACGAGACAGCAGUCAGCGAUGUCGGCACCUAAGCAACAAGACGAGUCGACGCUCAUGCUGGAUUUCGGGCCUGGUGGAGUCCAUGGUAUCAGUUCGCUCCUCAAGGGGUCGACCGCGUCAAACGCCCUCGGUGCACAUAAUUAUACUGGUCUGGAGGAUGAUGAAGCGAUAGCUCAGCAGGGAAUGACUGCGUUCAUUGUCGGCGCUUGGAGUGACGGCAAGCCCUGACUUGGCGAGAAGGGCUACCUGCACAACUGGUUUCGGGCCCGUAAAGGAGGC